Molecule: messenger RNA, 1780 nt
Organism: Hydractinia symbiolongicarpus
Lineage: Eukaryota; Metazoa; Cnidaria; Hydrozoa; Anthoathecata; Hydractiniidae
Exons: 4
Coding region: 341-1507 (388 amino acids)
Biological process (GO): glycosaminoglycan biosynthetic process
Cellular component (GO): membrane
Molecular function (GO): UDP-galactosyltransferase activity
Source: RefSeq, a predicted model, not a curated record
AAAUGAUUGUAAUUAGUAGUUACGUCUCAAGGAGGUUCUUUACGAAUGGUUUAUUUUAAUUUCAUUUUAAAGUAAGCCAAAAGUUAUGUGUUGUGAGUCCGUAGUAGAAAAAUAACAAGUUAACCAACGUUGAAUAUAAAAGAUAAAAAUAAAGCGAUAGUUUAGCGAAGAUCAAAGAAUACCGUCAUCCGAUAGUACAUCUGGCUCCAAAUUUGACAACUUGAAUAAAAUUAUCAUGCUGUCUAUUUUCACUUUUGAAGUAAAACUGCGCAUUUAGGAAAGAUAAUAAACAAGGAGCGAUUCAACGUUCUUUUGAAGAAAGGGUUGUACGAUCGUUGAUAUGGGUCACUGUUUCAAAUCGCCACAUCUAAAGGAGUCAUUUGGGCGUAAACGAUUUGCUCUUGUUAUUGUUUCGAUUCAACUCGUGCUGAUAUGUUAUUACGUGAGAUAUUUUUCCGACUGGAUGCUUUUUAUCAACUAUACCGAGGUGGUACAGAACGAUAUUUACAGAGAGAAACUGGAACAAAACUCUUCGCCAAAGUUAAUAGAAAUCCCUUAUAUAAGAAAUAAUUCUUAUUUAGCAAAUUUUCAUAUCAAACCGAAUGGAAAUAAGAAGAAUGUCACUUUAUUAGUUAUUGCAUCAACUGGACCAAGAAGAUACGACAGAAGAGCCACUAUACGUAAAACAUGGUGGCAACAAUGCAAACCUACAGGAAAGGUGGUACCGGAAUGUAUAUUUAUGACAGAUAAACUUGCUGAAAAUCAAGAAUUCUAUAAUAUUAUCAAAAACGAAUCUCGUACAUACCAUGACAUGCAUUUUCAAAACUUGUCUGGUGGUGUAGAGUUUGGUAAAAGGUUUUUGUAUCAUAUGGUGUACGCAGUAACGAAUUAUAAUUUCGAUUAUUUUUUAAGAAUGGACGACGAUUACUUUUUCUGCAUGGAAAAGUUUCUUCACGAAAUUCCAGUCCCAAUGGAAAAAUAUUUUCACUGGGGGUGGGUACAUAAUGUUCCUGGUAUAACACGUCCAGAAGAAAGCAUGAUUUUAUUUUCAAGGGAUGUUAUAGAAUUAUUUUUAUCACAAGACCCUAACAAAAUGUUAUGUCAUCCAUUGGCAGAUCAGAUGGUAGCUGCAUGGUCAAACUAUAUCAACAUGACGUAUUUGUUUAGGCAUGAUUCCAGAUUACAUCAUGAUCCCCCGGUGCGUGAUUUGCCAAACAUUAAGAAUAGUAAAAAUGUUUGCGAUAGAUUCAUUGGUGUUCAUGGUGCUUAUCCCAAUGAAAUGAAAACUUUGUGGAAUAACAGAGGCAAACAGAGUAUUUAUACUACCUUGAAACACAAUUCUCAUAUUGUGACUAUCCAAAGACCAUUCAGAUGGCAACUGUUCGAUCAUACUUGGCAGUAUGAACCAAAACCAUGUGUUUCAAAUCCUUCUUGGAAUACUUCAAAGCUGUUUGUAACGAAGGGGUCCUAUUCAGGUCGGCAAGGUGAGGACAAAGAACAUCAUUGAAAAAAGCUUCUACCUUACUAUGUUAACACACAAAUGGACGUUAGAAUUAUUAAAAGCUAAGUGAUCAUAUUCUUCUUCUUCAUAGAUAACAAUUGCAAAACUAAAAUAUUCAAUCUGAAAUAUAAACAUAAAAAUCAAAAGUUGAUAAAAGUGUUAUAAAAAGAAAUAGGGUUAAAAUUUUGGUCAAGAAAAAAUGUUGUUCUAUGAUAACUUCAGUAUCUUUAAUUUAUUUUUAUAUAGUAUGUAGAGCUGUAUAUAUGAUUGACUUAUUGA